Saccharomyces mikatae IFO 1815 is the source of this 1188-nucleotide messenger RNA. It is a transcript of the gene RIF2, whose product is annotated as Rif2p. Lineage: Eukaryota; Fungi; Ascomycota; Saccharomycetes; Saccharomycetales; Saccharomycetaceae. The coding region runs from base 1 to 1188 and encodes 395 amino acids. The record is from RefSeq and is a predicted model, not a curated record. The transcript has a single exon.
AUGGAGCAUGUAGAUUCUGAAUUUGCACCUAUAAGGAAAUCAGAAAAGGUUGUGGACAGUGACAAGAUCGUAAGAGCCAUAAAUGAUGACCUGGAGCAAAGAAACAUUACAAUACUGCAAAAUUUGAAUCUUCUUCCGAUUAAAAAGAACGCGGGCAGCUCAAAAGUUUCUAAGCCAAACCCAGUGAAGGGGCAGGCAGACUACACUUUUUACCAAAACUUCAAAUCAAUGGCUUUGCAGGAAUUAAACGAAAAUUACUCCUCAGUAAGCUAUGUUCCGGGCAUGAAUAAUUUUUUUACCAACGAGCUUGUAAAUAUGAAGGAUUAUGUUGUUUUCUUCAAUAAAGUUCAACAUAUACAUCAAUAUGGCGGCAUCGAUCGUGAAGUUUCUGAAAGACUAACAUUAGUCAAAUCUAAUGUCGUGAUUAUUGAAAUGAACGACUACUUAACGAAAGAGGACUUUCCCUUGAACAAAAUAAAAGAACACGCUAAAGCAAGAAAAAAUUUUCAAUAUAAAAUAAAUUCCGAUUCUGAAGUCGAUCAAAACGCCUUAGAUAGCACGUCUGAUCUGAUGAUGAUGGUUAUGAAGAAAAUAGGUCAUGAUAUGGGUAUCAACCACAUUGUUUACUUUAAACUGGAACAAUUAGAUGAAUUAUCUCCUUCAACAGUAAUAAUUCCUUCGAGGCUUACGGAAUUAGUUGAAGUUUUAUCUUUCCUUGAGAAAAAAAAUGAAAUUGCGUUCAAGUUUUUAGUUUAUUCAGAUAACAUUAGUAUUUCAUCUCUGUUAUCGGAAACUUUUAGAAAAGGACUCAACACAGAGCUCAGUGUAUUUGAAAUGCCGACACUAACAUGUACCCGAGUACAAGAACAUUUGAGAAAAAUGAUAAAAUUCACCUUUGACCCCGGAAAUAAGUUACUGCAGUUAUACAAUUUGUUCGUUACACGUCAGUUAAAUGAUAAACAAUCAAACUUGACUAAAUUUUUUGAAUUUUUGAGAUUCUUCCCGCAUCCCUUUACCUAUUUGUUUAAUGCUUACACUGAGAUAUUAGUGCAAAGUUCAACCUUUGAUGGUUUAUUGUACAGGAUUACUAACAAGUUGACAAUCAAUAACUACCCACACCGGACCUAUAACUUUAAGAGAAACCAGCGCCUCCCACACAAGGUAACUCGAGAAGUGCGUGAUAUAUAA